Messenger RNA from Phalaenopsis equestris, 1428 nucleotides. RefSeq names its product pre-rRNA-processing protein ESF2. Gene Ontology annotation, cellular component: nucleolus. The record is from RefSeq and is a predicted model, not a curated record. The coding region runs from base 507 to 1277 and encodes 256 amino acids. The transcript is spliced from 7 exons. Gene Ontology annotation, biological process: small-subunit processome assembly; endonucleolytic cleavage to generate mature 5'-end of SSU-rRNA from (SSU-rRNA, 5.8S rRNA, LSU-rRNA); endonucleolytic cleavage in 5'-ETS of tricistronic rRNA transcript (SSU-rRNA, 5.8S rRNA, LSU-rRNA). Gene Ontology annotation, molecular function: RNA binding. NCBI's taxonomy places the organism in Eukaryota, Viridiplantae, Streptophyta, Magnoliopsida, Asparagales, Orchidaceae.
CAAAGACCACCGAAACUCCCAUAUUUCUCCUCUCUACCUGAAACCGCUGAGCAAGGUACGUGUGGUGUUUCUCCCCCUUGAUCCCGAUUCCUCUUCGCCUCCUUUCUCUUCGCUCGCGUGGUCCAAGCUGUUGCCGAAAGAGAAGCCAGGAAGCCGAGUCGCCGACGAAGGUAGCCCUUAAAGCGAAAAAAAUUGGUUUACUCCGACUGGAGACGCCGGAAGCUGCGAAAAUACACGACCAAAGAACGCGGUACCCUUCCGUUGCUCGAAGUUUCUGCGCGCCAGCUGCGACAUCUCUAGUAUUCAACCACCACUGUCACUUGUUUAGAUUUCGCAAAAUCGAUCCCCUACUUUCUCUUUCCCAUCUUCUGCACUAUCCUCUGUUCUUUGCGACAGUUUAACCAUCUCGCCGGCGUGGCCUAUUUCGUCAACGAGAACGAAAUAGUUCAAUUACUAUUCGCGGAGAUCUUUUGUGGAAAUACCACGAUAUCCCAUCAUAAACCAGCAUGGGAGAAACUAGCUAUUGUAGCUCUGAAGAUGUAAUCGAAUCAAACGAGCACGGUGAGGACAUUCAUGUCAGGAAGAAGAAAAGAUCACGAAAAGAUCUUAUUAGUUCGACAGAGAAGCGCGGUAUCUGCUACUUCAGUCGGGUUCCACCCCACAUGGAUCCGGCUAGCCUUCGCCAAAUCCUCUCUAAGUAUGGAGAUUUACAGAGGAUAUAUCUCGUUCCCCAAGAUCAUGCUGGCCAAGUACAACGAAAGCAAGUUCGUGGAUUUCGAGGAAAACAAUUCUCAGAAGGGUGGGUCGAGUUUACUGAUAAAAGGAUUGCCAAAAGAGUUGCUAGAAUGCUAAAUGGUGAACAAAUUGGUGGGCGGCGGAGAUCAACAUUUUAUUAUGAUAUUUGGAAUAUCAAGUACUUGAGUAAAUUUAAGUGGGAGGAUUUGACUAAUGAAAUAGCGAAUAAAAACCGUGCUCGAGAGCAAAAAUUAGCCAUGGAGAUUUCUGCGGCCAAGAGGGAACGCGAUUUCUAUUUGUCAAAAGUUGAUCAAUCCCGGGCUUUGAAUUCCAUUAAGGAGCGCGUGAAAAAGAAACAGAAGGCCAAUGAAACAACACUAGGCGUUGAAGCUGGAAAUGAACUGCAAUCUCGAGUUAUGAGGCAGUUUCCACAGAACAGACCUUUCUUUGAAGAUAGUGCUAAACGAAAGAGUCUCCUCUCCACAGAUUUGUUGGCAGGGGUUUUUACUCGCAGUACAUUACCUGGUGGUGAACUACAGUGACUACAGAGAGCCCUUCAAGAGGCCUCUUCAGAAUUAAGGGUGAGAUGUGUUAUUGAAAAGAACUUCAUUGAUUAUUUGUUUUUUUAUUUUAAGUUUGAUGACAUAAUCUAUUCUUUCGUGAAUGAAUGCUAUAAGAAUUUUUUGUUGCACA